This is a messenger RNA of Cucurbita maxima (winter squash), 939 nucleotides long. RefSeq names its product peptidyl-prolyl cis-trans isomerase FKBP20-1. Gene Ontology annotation, cellular component: cytoplasm. Gene Ontology annotation, biological process: protein peptidyl-prolyl isomerization. Gene Ontology annotation, molecular function: peptidyl-prolyl cis-trans isomerase activity. The coding region runs from base 161 to 724 and encodes 187 amino acids. The transcript is spliced from 6 exons. The record is from RefSeq and is a predicted model, not a curated record. NCBI's taxonomy places the organism in Eukaryota, Viridiplantae, Streptophyta, Magnoliopsida, Cucurbitales, Cucurbitaceae.
AGGUUAAACCAGACCCUGCGCAAUUCUCCCAAAUCAGCGCUCCAUCCCGCCGCCUAUGGCCAACAGCAGACGCGACGAUCCGACCCGCACACGAUAUAUCCUCUCAGAAUUGGCCCGAUUCCCAAAUUUCCGCUUCUGGUACGUUCGCAUUUGGUGAGCAAUGGGUGAUACGGUAGAUUUAACCGGGAAUGGAGGUGUUGUGAAGACAAUCGUAAGGCAUGCCAAAGCCAAUGCUGAUGCUCCAACCGAUGACCUUCCUCUUGUUGAUGUGCAUUAUGAAGGAGUUCUCGCUGAAUCUGGCGAAGUAUUUGAUUCUACUCGUGAGGAUAAUACCAUUUUCUCUUUUGAGCUUGGAAAAGGAUCCGUGAUCCAGGCUUGGGAAAUUGCUGUCAAGACAAUGAAGGUCGGUGAGGUUGCUAAAAUCACUUGCAAGCCUGAAUAUGCUUAUGGAAGUGCUGGUUCUCCACCAGACAUCCCACCAAAUGCAACUCUUAUUUUCGAGGUGGAACUAGUGGCCUGCAAGCCACGGAAAGGCUCAAGUCUAGGCAGUGUUUCGGAGGAAAGGGCCAGGCUCGAAGAAUUGAAAAGGCAAAGGGAGGCUACUGCUGCAAUAAAAGAGGAGGAGAAAAAGAAGAGAGACGAAGCCAAAGCAGCGGCAGCUGCCCGCAUUCAAGCCAAGUUAGAUGCCAAAAAGUGUGGAAAGGGAAAGAACAAAGCAAAAUAACGUCGAUACCCAGUUGCAUUUAACAUCUACAACGCAAGAGGUCAGUUAAACAAAAUAAAUGAGAUGAAACUUUGAAGCCAUGGGUUUGUAAUACAUUUGAAUUUGCUGCUACAAAUAGUGAGUCACGCUGCUGAGUAUUUUGAUUGUAUGCUGGAUUUGAACUUAGCAUUUUGCUUUUAAUUUCACUGAUUAGCCCAUACGUAGCUGACAACGCA